Anguilla anguilla (European eel) is the source of this 3067-nucleotide messenger RNA. RefSeq names its product signal transducing adaptor family member 2a (gene stap2a). Gene Ontology annotation, molecular function: signaling adaptor activity. Bases 445 to 1599 code for a protein of 384 amino acids. The record is from RefSeq and is a predicted model, not a curated record. Lineage: Eukaryota; Metazoa; Chordata; Actinopteri; Anguilliformes; Anguillidae. The transcript has 12 exons.
UUUCAUUAUUCGUUGACAGCGCUGGAAGAAAAUGUCUCUACAAGCAGAGUAAAACCGGUUAGGAUACUGCAUAAAAGAAGUGAACAAUUUAAUUAAUAGAAGGGAUAGUAUCUUAAACUCGCGAUCCCUCGGGCGACUCACCAGUAAUGCCUAGCACACAAUCUUGCGUUUCAUCGGUAUAUUUAAUCUUCUGAUCUGGAAUGCUGAUUACACGUGUUUUAAUCCAAUUAACAACUGGCAAUUAGUCUGGUGUAGCCUAGUUUGGGUCAAACCCGUGACAUUUGUUUAAUUUUUUAUGCGCGUUGAUCAGAAAUAAAAACAUUAUUUGCUUAAUUGUUGCGGUGGUUCUUCGUCAGGGUGAAAGGCGAGGCAUUUCCCCUCUUACUUUAGCUUACAGUUCCGAGGCUUCCCUUUGUCCCGCUGCUCCCGAGUUUGCAGCUCUUCAUGGCGGCUACGACACCCACAAAACGAGCCGGGCGACCGCGGUCGCAGCUGCCCUCCUGCUACCACGAGGGUUAUCUCGAGAAGAGAGCGACGAAGGAAAAGGUGUUUCGGAGGCUGUGGACGAGUAUGUGUGGAAACGCUCUGUUUUUCUUCAACAGCCACAAGGACAAUGACUAUGUAGAGAAGCUGGACCUGGGCGGGUUCCUCUCGAUGGCGGACGACGGGAGCAGAGACCGGAACCUGGAGGCGGCGCGGUUCAGUCUGCGGCUGAAGGACGGGGAGGUCAAACUCACGGCUCCAAAUCUGGAGUCUCGUGAGCUGUGGAAGGGAUUCAUCUACGCUGUGGUCGAGCUCUCCGUGCCCACCUCCCUGAACCUCCUCCCGGGCCAGCUCCACUUGCUGGGGGAGGUGGUGGAGAAGGAGAGGAGGAGGCGAAAAGCCGCCUCCCUCCCUGCAGCGCCCACCACCCCCCUGUACCUCCCCCUGCUGGGGGAGAUCCCAGCGUGCUUCCAGCCGGUGUCCCGCAGGGAGGCGGAGGUGCUGCUGGAGAGGCACCCCGACUGCGGGAACCUGCUCCUGCGGCCGGGCCGGGACGGGACCUCGCUGGCCGUCACCACACGCCAGGACCUCAACGGGUCAGUGUUCAGGCAUUACCGUGUGUCUCAAAGGGAGGAGGGAGGGUAUGUCAUCGACGUGGAAAACCCUAUCCCUUGUGACACGCUCCAUGAUGUCAUAAACUGCCUGCUGGAGAAAACUUCUGGAACCCUGCAGCCCUUCCUGCUGGAGGAGCCCUACGAGGAGAACAUCGCCUUUGUGAAAUCCAACGAUGAGAACGGAGAGAGGAGCCUACAGUGGGCCCCCAGCAGCCCUCUUCCCAGGGCCCCCGUCCUGCCUCCCAAACCAGGGAGGCAGUCCCAGUCACCAAUCAGAAGCUCCCUUCCCCGGAGGACCGCCUCCGAACGGCCAUACUGCGGCUCGCCCGGGGCCGAGAGGCGGACCUUCAAGCCGCUGCCGAUGCCCCCGGAGGCGGAGCUCCAGUCGGAGUUGCUAAGCGACAGGCUGAAGCGCCUCAACGUGACGGCCCCCCCGCUGGCCCAGACACUAUCAGAAGAGCUCAAACUCAAACUGGAACAGAGACGAGCCAAUAUGGAGUGAACCCCCCCCCCCCCCCUUUUUUUAUUUUUUUAUUUUUAUGAAGCUUCAGCCAAUCGAGUAGAAAGGUCUGUUCCAGAAUCCACCCAAUCACAAGUGACCUUCUACCAGCUUCCUGACUUUUUACGGCCAGCCUGCAGCGUCCCGAGGACUGCCUUGUGUCCCAGUGCCCAACCCUGCCCGGCGAUGGACCGUACCAUUCCAAGUGAUUAUGCAGGGGGGGGGGGGGGAGAGGAGGGGGUUCAUUUGCCCAAACUGACAUUCCGAGAGAUGAUGAUGAUGAUGAUGAUGAUGAUGAUGAUUCCGUGUGGUGGACUGACUUGUUGUCUUCCUCACCAGUGGACACCCCCCCCACCCCCAAAUCCUCACAUCAGCCGGACAGCUUUUCCCGUCGCCUGAGCCUCCCGCUCCGGGCUUUUGCUAGCCUAGCCGCUCACCGGCGGCCAUUACAACUCAAGGGUCGGAGGUUAACGAGCGAUCGACCCGCACGAGCUUUUGAGCGCGGACCCUCCCCCCCCCCCGGCCUGAAGGUGGCGCCUCCACGCCUUUAAGUGACCGGAAAAGCCGCCGUGCGCGAUGUGGCGCUCUCUCCGCGGACGCGUCGGCUCAUGUAUUUGAACUCUGAGUGGCGCAAGGAUUCGUUGUGAUAAAGAGAGCAUUGAUCUGUGGUCUGGCCUAGCCGGUGCUGUGAUUUCAUUUUUCUGUUUCCGUGACACUUUGUGGAAAAGGUGUAUGUACUUAUGUAUGUAUGUACGUGUGUGUGUGUCCUGUAAUGUGGCCGUGGAAUAUGUGGUGUUCGUCGUGAAUGUACAGCUCAAGAGGAAAUUAAAAGGAUCGUUUAGGGUGACGAGGACAGCAGAGGAAGGUGUUUGCCCAUGGCUGUGUGGCUAGGCCCUCCUGUCACUCCCAGGUUUCACACCAGUCUGUGUGUUAGCAGGUUAGCCGUGUAGCCCAUGUUGUCAAAAGAUUUCAACCGGCCUUAACCCUGUUGAAAAGUAGGUUUUCAGUUUUUUGUGGCAGAGGUGGAAAAGUUCAGGGGUCAGAAAGUAAAAGUCCUGCCGUGUGUUUCUCCCACCCCUGAACUCGACCCGCUGAUUUCAGCAAUUAGUUCCACCUCCUGGCUGAAGAAUUGUGCUAUUCCAGCAAAUCCAGGUGAUUGGAACAAAAUACUGGAGAAGACUUUUACUUUCCAUACCUGAAUUGUCCACCUCUUUUUUUUUUUGAACUCAUUGCUUUCAGUUAUCAGUACUGAUUGUGACAUCAGCAUUAGAAUGUUCAGUUAUGAACAUUCCAAUCGCAUAUUUGUGAUCUCACACCUUAAAGGGUUAAUCUGCUGGAAGUGUUCAACUGGUUCAGCCAUACUCCCAUGGUCAGAGUAAUUGUGGUGAGCAGAAGUAUUACAUCAUCUAGUGGUGAGCAGAAGCAUUGCAUCACUUUAAAAAAAAAAAAAAGAAAAGAAAAAAAAACAAAA